GGAAGAUUGUGAUGAAAAUAUUCGAAUCUUCAAUUCCGAAUAUUUGCCUAUAGAGAAAAUUGGACCCCAUCAUGUCGCAUUCAAUUUUACCCACUUGGUCUUAACGAAAAUGAUUUCAGAACCUAUUCAGAUCGAAGUUGUUUUGGAAAAACAAUCUUCUAAUGGAAAAUGGAGUUUUUUCCUUAAAAAAGAUUUCGCUGCCAUAUGCAGUAUGAUUGGAAUGAAGAAUGUGCCUUGGACAGUAGUGGUUGAUAGCUUUCCUCCGGAGAAAUUGAUUUGCCCAUUUCAACCUAUGGACAUACCGAUAAGUUUUGAGUUUGAUGGCGAUAUUUCAAAUAUUUUUGAUUUAAGCGAAGAUCAUGCAGGAGUUUAUAGAGUUAGACUUAUUGGCACCGGUGCAGUAGGAUUAAAUCCUAGAACGCCUCUUGGAUGCAUGACUGCAAAAUUUACUGUUGAAGGAUUUGAUGAAUAG
Molecule: messenger RNA, 472 nt
Organism: Ctenocephalides felis (cat flea)
Lineage: Eukaryota; Metazoa; Arthropoda; Insecta; Siphonaptera; Pulicidae
Exons: 3
Coding region: 110-472 (120 amino acids)
Source: RefSeq, a predicted model, not a curated record